CUCCAAUUCUAUAUAUACACACUGCAUAAAUCUCCACAAGCAUAAUACAUAAUACCUAAGUGGUAAAUAAUGAAGAAAGAUAUGGAUUAUUCAUCAUCAGGUGAUACUGAGUCAAAUAUCCCUAAAGCCGCCGAUGACAACCUCCACCAACACCGCCAUCGCUAUUUUCGGGGCAUAACCGUGAAAAUCAUGCUGCUAUUUGUGGGCUUGGGCCUAAUUUGUUUGGGCCUCAAUCCAUCUUCAGACUCUACGGCACAGUUAUUUCAAAAGUUACAUUCAACAUCAUGGCCUAAACAAUCUGUAGCAAAUGCAAACGCGUCGUCCCAAAAUAAUGUUUCGUCCCAAAAACUAGAUUCUCAGGUAAAUUCAGAGAAGAUGAGGCUUGAGGAGACACUGAGAAAAGCAGGCAUGAAGGACAAGAAAACGGUGAUCAUUACGACCCUAAACGCGGCGUGGACUGAACCGAAUUCCAUAUUUGACCUCUUUAUCGAGUCCUUCAAAAUUGGAAACGGAACCGAAAAGCUAUUGAGACAUGUUGUGGUUGGAGCAUUGGACCAAAAGGCAUAUUCUCGUUGUUUGCAAGUGCGAUUUCUCCACUGUUAUCGCCUAACAACACAAGGCGUUGACUUCUCUGGCGAAGCUUUCUUCAUGUCGGAAGAUUAUCUGAAGUUGGUGUGGAGAAAGAUUGAUUUUCAACGCGAGGUUCUCGAGAUGGGAUUUAAUUUCGUUUUCACGGAUGCUGACGUAAUGUGGCUGAGGGACCCAUUCGAAAGGUUUUACCCAAACGUUGACUUCCAACUCUCGUGCGACCACUAUUGGUUCAACUCCACCGACCGGAACAACUCGCCCAACAGUGGCUUCAGUUACGCCCGGUCCAACAACCGAACCGUCCAAUUCUACAAAUUUUGGUACGAGAGCCGACAACGUUUUCCAGGAAAACACGACCAGGAUGUGCUCAACAUGCUCAAGUUCGACCCAUUUGUUAAGGAGAUUGGGCUUGGGAUGCGGUUCCUUGAUACGGCCCAUUUCGGUGGGUUCUGCGAGCCCAGUAAGGAUCUGGACCAUGUGGUCACUAUGCAUGCCAACUGCUGUAUUGGGAUUGGGAACAAGAUCCAUGACAUUAACAUGACCAUUAAUGACUGGAAAAAGUAUGUGUCGCUGCCCUAUGGGGAACGCAAUUUGAGCAGUAGGUCAUGGACUGUUCCAAGAAUUUGUGGAUAAAAUAAAUAUAUAGCAAGCAAAAAGAGGGCCCAAUCUUGAUUUCAGACUCCAGGUGUUGCCGACAUGAACAAUGUUAUAUUAUGUAUACGUGAGAAAAAUUAUAUGUACUGUCACUACAUAAUAAACUAGUACCGCUUAUAUACACUUACUUAUAAACAAUUACAUUUGAUGUUAGAUUUUUGAGGGAAGUUUUAAAUGAAGAUACAUCAAUGUUAC
Striga asiatica is the source of this 1437-nucleotide messenger RNA. The record is from the annotation of a GenBank genome assembly. Lineage: Eukaryota; Viridiplantae; Streptophyta; Magnoliopsida; Lamiales; Orobanchaceae.